CGUAGUUUGCAAUUGGUUGCAAUCAGAGAUGCUGAUCAUUAUUCACCGGAGGGUGAAUAUAUCCGAUAUAUAAAGUGACAAGUUGCUAAUAUACCGUGGGUAAAUUGGCGGCAAGAUGAUUGUGAAUGGUACCUGCAUCAACAAGACUAACGGUCGUGUCGGCGCAACCUUCAUCAGCGUCUGGACCGGUGUGUCAAGUUUAGUAGCGGUCAUAUGGCUGGGCAGAUCCAUGUACAAACAACGACAAUUUUCCCAGCCGAAAUUUGUUGCUUUGGUUGUUUGCUUCAGUGAUUUGAUGUAUUCAGGAAUAAGCAAUUCGCAGUUAGUUGCAAUGACAUGGCUUGGAUACUGUGUUAUGGGAGGAUUUCAAGGAUGCAUCCUGCGGGGUUUUGCCAGAAAUUCCACCAUGGUGGGUUCUCACUUUAUGGUGGUUCUCUUGGCAACAGAAAGAUUCAUUGCCUUGCGGUUUCCAUUUCGAUACCAGCAGCUUAUGACACCUAAGAAGGUGGUGAUUGUGGCGGUCAGUUUGUACCUGUAUGCGAUCUUCCUUGCGACCUUGCCAUUAAUGGGAGUGAACAAAUAUGGAUAUCAAACGUGGUGCGACUUCUUUUGGAACGACACUUCUCCCGAGGGCAGAUUCUUUGUCAUUUUGUACCUUUUACAAGGAAUGGGUUGCAUGCUGUAUACAGUAUUUUGUAAUAUCAGUGUGGUACACGAAUUGCUUGCAAUAAGGCGGAGAAUUGGACCAGGAUCCAAAGUUAUAUCAUUCAAAGAGAAGCUCGACCAUUUCAAGUUCAUGGCAAUCAUGACGUUUGUUUCCGUUGCUUAUAUUGUGUGUUCAACACCAUAUCUGGUAAGACUUGCAUGCAAUCAGUUUGGCUUCAAUUUAUCAGUGACCAAAGACUUUGAUGCUGUGAGGAUGUACAUAGUCAACAACAUGACCAAUUCCUACUUUAUUUUAUUCAUCCAAGCUUUGUUCCAUCCUAAAAUAAUAAACAAAUUUCGCGCUUGCUGUAGACGGAAUGAACAAGAAAUUGAAACAAACGCGAGAAAUACCCAGUCUUCUGAAGUUGUCUGACAAACAUAGUAAUGAACCUAAGAGUGAUGGCUACACUUUUAUCGUUCAUAAUUGAUUUUUAUGUUUUUUUUUCUCUGUUCUGAAUCUAAUUGAGAAACUUGGAAUGUCAUUAUCAUUAGAGUUUGCAGUAAAACAAACUUGUUGUAUGUAUACAAUUAUAUAUAUGAUUUUUCCUUGGUUUGCUUGAUAAGUAUAUUUUGUCAUACAAAAAAAAUCUUUUUUGAAGUAUUUAAGUUAGUCCAUCCAUAACUAAGGUGAAUUUAACAAUUUUGAUUGAUCUAUACUACAUCAAAUAC
This is a messenger RNA of Magallana angulata, 1374 nucleotides long. RefSeq names its product prostaglandin F2-alpha receptor-like. The coding region runs from base 116 to 1078 and encodes 320 amino acids. Gene Ontology annotation, cellular component: plasma membrane. The transcript has 5 exons. Gene Ontology annotation, biological process: inflammatory response; positive regulation of cytosolic calcium ion concentration; adenylate cyclase-activating G protein-coupled receptor signaling pathway. NCBI's taxonomy places the organism in Eukaryota, Metazoa, Mollusca, Bivalvia, Ostreida, Ostreidae. The record is from RefSeq and is a predicted model, not a curated record. Gene Ontology annotation, molecular function: G protein-coupled receptor activity.